AUGGCAUUUUGGAAAUGUGCGUGGAUAACGAUGGGAUCUGCUGCUGCUGGCUAUUUAUUUACUCGUUCCAUAUAUGACGAGAAAUAUUCAUUCACCGAGCUUUUAAAAUCAUAUAAAAAUGAAAAUAAUACACCAUUUCUUACUUCAAUACAUUCGAAAUCGUUAUAUGAAAAUGGAUUAACUCUUGCUGAAUUACGUCCUGCAAAUAGUAUUGACUUUGAUAAUCAAAUUUCUACUACUUAUUUCGAUCGAUUACCUCGUGAAAAAUGGGUCAAAAAUUGGGACGAACGAGAGCCAAUAAAUUUAAUAGAAAAUGGAACGAAUCUCAACGAAGAUCAAAAGCAGGAAAUGUUAGCUAAAUUUACACCAAAGGCUACGCGUAACAUUUUUCUUAUACGGCAUGGACAAUAUCAGAUGGAUUCUAAACCGAAGAUAUUAACUCCUUUGGGUCGAGAACAGGCAACUCUUCUUGGCAAAAGGUUAGCAGAAAGUAAAUUUAAAUUCGAUAAAUUGACCAUGUCAACAAUGCCAAGAGCAAUGGAAACUGCCGAACUUAUUUUGGCUGAACUUCCUCCAAUUCCUUCAACAACAGAUACCAUUCUGGAAGAAGGAGCACCUUAUCCUCCAGAGCCUCCUAACGCAUUUAGCGCAAAAUACAAGUAUUUUUCGGAAGGAUCGAGAAUUGAAGCGGCCUUUAGAAAAUAUAUUCACCGUGCGAGCGUAAAACAAACAAAAAAUAGCUUCGAAAUAAUUGUAUGUCAUGCGAAUGUUAUUAGAUAUUUCGUUUGCAGAGCACUUCAGUUUCCUCCUGAAGGAUGGUUGCGUAUGUCCUUAGGUAAUUGUUCAAUAACAUGGAUUAUUAUCACACCCAGCGGUCAUGUUCAUUUACGUUUGUUAGGUGAUAUUGGUCAUUUGCCCUCAGAUAAAGUCAGUUUUUCUUAA
This is a messenger RNA of Dracunculus medinensis (Guinea worm), 942 nucleotides long. The record is from the annotation of a GenBank genome assembly. NCBI's taxonomy places the organism in Eukaryota, Metazoa, Nematoda, Chromadorea, Rhabditida, Dracunculidae.